This is a messenger RNA of Odobenus rosmarus divergens (Pacific walrus), 1100 nucleotides long. RefSeq names its product pyruvate dehydrogenase E1 component subunit beta, mitochondrial-like. Lineage: Eukaryota; Metazoa; Chordata; Mammalia; Carnivora; Odobenidae. The transcript has 2 exons. The record is from RefSeq and is a predicted model, not a curated record. Bases 28 to 699 code for a protein of 223 amino acids.
CGGCGACGGCUAGAGGACACAGUCAAGAUGGCGGCAGUGUCUGGCCUGAUGUGGAGACCCCUUGAACAGGUCUCGGGGCUGCUGAGGAGGCACUUCCACUGGACGGCGCCAGCGGCGCUGCAGGUGACAGUUCGUGAGGCUAUAAACCAAAGUAUGGAUGAGGAGCUGGAAAGAGAUGAGAAGGUAUUUCUGCUUGGGGAAGAAGUUGCCCAGUAUGAUGGGGCAUAUAAGGUUAGUCGAGGCCUGUGGAAGAAACAUGGAGAUAAGAGGAUCAUAGACACUCCCAUAUCUGAGAUGGGCUUUGCUGGAAUUGCUGUGGGUGCAGCUAUGGCUGGGUUGAGGCCCAUUUGUGAAUUUAUGACCUUCAAUUUCUCUAUGCAAGCCAUUGACCAGGUUAUAAACUCAGCUGCCAAGACCUACUACAUGUCGGGGGGACCAAUGGACAUUGAAACAAUAGAAGCCAGUGUCAUGAAGACCAAUCAUCUCAUAACUGUGGAAGGAGGCUGGCCACAGUUUGGAGUAGGAGCUGAAGUUUGUGCCAGGAUCAUGGAAGGCCCUGCAUUCAAUUUCCUGGAUGCUCCUGCAGUUCGUGUCACUGGUGCUGACGUCCCUAUGCCUUAUACAAAGAUUCUGGAAGACAACUCUAUACCUCAGGUUAAAGACAUCAUAUUUGCAAUAAAGAAAACAUUAAAUAUUUAGUUUGGACUUGAAUUUCAAGUCAUUGGGAUUUACUUAAAAUACUUGCUGUCACCUCACCUGGAUUGUACUGUAAGACCUCACGAUUCAUAAAGUUAUCCUUAAAGCAACAAGACAAAUGUUUUUGUACUUGGAAGAAGUUUAAAUGUGCUUGUAUGUGGAAAAAUUCUUCUCUCCUGCCCUAGACUCCAUGGGGUUUUUUUUGGUCUCUUACAAUUACCAUGUUCUUUGAAUAAGGCUAAUGUAAAAUUUUACCCUCUCACAAGGACAAGGUAUGAAUGUGGCAGAGUUCUACAGAAAGAUGUAUCCAAAAAUGACAACUUGUAUGUAAAGAUGAAACCUAUUAUCUACAUUUGCUGUUAGAUUGUUUUGAUAAGGAAUAAAGGAGUUCCUAAUUAUAAAAA